UGUGUACCCGAGGAGUCUCUUUACUACUACGGCAACGGGCAGCUACGGGUACGGGUUUUAGAGAAUACGGCGCAACGACGCAAUCGAAAUUUUGUAUAGUACAUACCUACAUUGAAUGAACACGAAGAAGCUUCGGACUUUUAAAAAUGCGCGAUAUUUUAUCUAACGUUUAUUGUACGUUACUUUUAUAAAAAUAUUAUUAUUUAUAUUCUAUUAAUUCUGCCGAUUAUUUUCAGUCAGUUAUAGUUUUAUUCCGCUGAGUUUUAUUUAAAAGUUUAUUGAAAAAUACAUAACCUUUAUUUUAUUAUUUGGUGAUUGUCAGAUGUAGGUUAGGUGUAUUUUACAACGAAAUUUAUUUCGUAGACAUUUAACCAUCUUUUUCAAUAUUUUAAUUAAUAAUUGUUACUUUUUUAUCAACGAUUGUGUGUAAAAGAAAACGAGUGAAAAAUGGCAACGUUAGCUGAACAGGCAUCAAAAUUGCUGGACUUUGGCCAGAAGCUGGACAUAACGCUUCUCGACAGUAUUGUCGCGUGUAUGUAUGGUGGAAUUGGUGAACAACAGAAAGUCGCACAGGAAGUCCUUAAUACCCUUAAGGAACAUCCUGACGCUUGGACGCGGGUUGAUACUAUUUUAGAAUAUUCUCAGAAUCAGGAAACAAAAUUUUAUGCAUUACAAAUUUUGGAGCAAGUUAUAAAAACAAGAUGGAAAGUACUACCGAGAAAUCAGUGCGAGGGUAUAAAGAAGUAUAUUGUAGGAUUGAUUAUUAAGACCAGUAGUGAUCCGGAAAUAAUGGAUAAAUCCAAAGUUUACCUUCGUAAACUUAAUAUAAUUCUUGUACAAAUAUUAAAACGUGAGUGGCCAAAGAAUUGGGAAUCCUUCAUCGGUGACAUCGUAGGUGCAAGUAAAACAAACGAAAGUUUAUGUCAAAAUAACAUGGUAAUUCUUCAACUGCUAUCAGAAGAAGUAUUUGACUUUUCAAGCGGACAAAUGACGCAAACAAAAGCAAAGCACCUUAAAGAUACAAUGUGCAGUGAAUUUUCGCAAGUAUUUCACCUCUGUCAAUUUGUAAUGGACAAUUCGCCAAACGUACCACUGGUCGCGGCAACCCUCGAGACACUGCUUAGGUUUUUGAAUUGGAUACCCCUCGGCUAUAUAUUCGAAACAAAGCUAAUUACAACGCUGAUAUUCAACGAGUGGUCAUGGAAAAAUUUAAACACGCUUUGUUGGGCCAUCGGUAGUAUUUCCGGAGCGAUGCACGAGGAAGAUGAAAAACGCUUCCUGGUUACUGUAAUUAAGGAAUUACUCGGUCUCUGUGAGCAGAAAAAGGGCAAAGACAACAAAGCCAUUAUUGCGAGUAAUAUUAUGUACGUAGUGGGUCAGUAUCCCCGGUUUUUGCGUGCUCAUUGGAAGUUUUUGAAGACCGUUGUCAAUAAAUUGUUUGAAUUUAUGCACGAGACACACGACGGAGUCCAGGAUAUGGCUUGUGAUACCUUUAUUAAGAUUGCACUAAAAUGUCGCAGACACUUUGUGACAACCCAAGUCGGCGAAACUAUGCCAUUUAUUGAAGAGAUACUGUCAACAAUAAGCGGCAUUAUUUGUGAUUUACAAACUCAGCAGGUUCAUACAUUCUAUGAGGCUGUUGGUUAUAUGAUUAGUGCUCAGGUUGACGAUAUUGGACAGAAGGAACGGAUUGAACGUUACAUGCUGCUGCCAAAUCGAGUGUGGGAUGAUAUUAUUAGUCAGGCAUCUAAGAAUGUCGAUGUCUUAAAGGAUCCAGAAGCUGUUAAGCAGCUCGGUAGUAUUCUCAAGACGAAUGUUAGAGCGUGUAAAGCUUUAGGACACCCCUAUGUUAUACAGUUAGGAAGAAUAUACUUAGACAUGUUAAAUGUAUACAAGGUAAUGAGUGAAAAUAUAAGUGCUGCGAUAGCUUUAAAUGGUGAAGGUGUAACAAAUCAACCCCUGAUAAAAAGUAUGAGAGUUGUUAAAAGAGAAACAUUAAAAUUGAUCUCCGAUUGGAUUAGCAGAUCGAAUGAUCACCAAAUGGUUCUCGAAAAUUUCAUUCCACCUUUGCUGGACGCCGUGCUGUUGGACUACCAGAAGACAAAUGUACCGUGUGCGAGAGAGUCUGAAGUACUGAGUGCUAUGGCGACGAUUGUUAACAAAUUAGAGGGACACAUUACCAGCGAAGUGCCGAAAAUAUUCGACGCUGUGUUUGAGUGCACACUUGAAAUGAUAAACAAAGACUUUGAAGAGUUUCCCGAACACAGAACAAACUUUUUCCUUCUACUUCAGGCUGUUAAUAUCCAUUGUUUCCCAGCUUUCUUAUCCAUACCCCCGGCACAAUUUAAACUUGUACUUGAUUCAAUAAUAUGGGCAUUCAAGCACACGAUGAGAAAUGUCGCUGACACGGGUUUGGCUAUUCUUUAUCAACUGUUGCAGAAUAUUGAACAACAUGAACAAGCUGCUCAGAGUUUCUAUCAAACAUACUUUACUGAAAUUCUACAACAUAUAUUCAGUGUUGUUACUGAUACUUCACAUUCAGCUGGUUUAACAAUGCAUGCAACUAUUUUGGCGUAUAUGUUUACAUUAGUUGAAUUGGGAAGAAUUCUUGUACCACUUGGCGCAAUACCUGAUAACAGAGUAUAUGUACAAGAAUUUGUAGCCAGCUUAUUAAAAGCAGCUUUCCCACAUUUAACAGAUAAUCAGAUUAAAAUAACUGUCCAAGGGUUAUUUAAUUUGGAUCAAGACAUACCGGCAUUCAAGGAACAUCUUAGAGACUUCCUUGUACAAAUUAGAGAAUACACCGGUGAAGAUGAUUCUGAUCUGUAUUUGGAAGAACGUGAGUCGGCCUUACGAACCGCUCAGGAAGAAAAAAGGCGGCAACAAAUGGCUGUACCGGGUAUUAUUAAUCCUCAUGAAAUGCCAGAGGAGAUGCAGGACUGAAUUUUUACAUCCCCAUACCUCAUUUAAUUCCUCCUGCACAUCUAAAACGAAAGACACUUUGUCAUAGAUAAACAACCAACAACAUCAGUACAUAAUUACGAUCAGUUCCUUUUCUUUUUUUCACUUACCGUCAUCAAUGUAACAUUUAAUAUCAUUUAUAACUAAACUAAAUAUAAAAGGUUUUACAAAACUAUGGUUGCAAAACGAAUACUCGUGGUAAAUUGAACAUACGAGUGUGUAAUGACAUCCUUGUUGAAGGAGGUAAGCCCGAAAUAACGUGAUUGUUAUUAAAAAUAUAUAUUUAAUAAUGAAAAAAUUUUUUGUUUGUUGAUGAGUGCCUGAUUUUUUAAAAAUAAUUCCACGUGAUUUACAUCCGUUUUCAUAAUUAAAUAAUAGUAUUUGAGUAGUUUAAAUUUAAUUGAUAAAAAAAAAACAAAUUAAAUUAAAUAUCAAAAAGGAUAUAAAAGCACCAGAUAGAAUUAAGGUCUACUGCCGCUCGAAAAUCUGUUUAAUAAACAAAAUGCUAAUGAAUAUUUAAAAAUAAGUUGUGGUGUCUGGAUUUAAAAAUAUGCGUAUUUUUAAUAAGAUCAGAUUAUUAAUUAAUUAAUUAAUAAUGUCUGUGAUGCGUUUAUAUUCCUUUAAUUUAUUUCAAAAAAUAGUUUAUAAUAAGAAUAAUUUUUUGUUGAUUUGCAGUUUUU
Messenger RNA from Cotesia congregata, 3641 nucleotides. The record is from the annotation of a GenBank genome assembly. NCBI's taxonomy places the organism in Eukaryota, Metazoa, Arthropoda, Insecta, Hymenoptera, Braconidae.